UUGGUAACAAUGUACCCUGACCUCUAUUUUAGACAACAUUGACAUGGUGAUGGUCAUGGUGAUGGUUAACAACAUAUCUAGAUCUAGAUCUACCUUGAACUUGAAGAUCUAGAUUUCUAGAUCAAGAUAGUAUUUGUAUCGCUUGUUAAAAUAAGAGGGAUCUAGAUCUAGAAUCUAGUGAAUCUAGAUCUAAACAGCAAAAGAUGGAUGAAAUUCUUUUAAAACUUCGUGCAUUUUAUUCUCCUAAGGGAUUUGAUAUUCACCCUUUUAAGGUCAAGUGGUACAAUGAUGAAGUGGACCAUCACUUUCAGUUUGAUCUACAUCCAGACACCUUGGCUGUGUUGGUUAUCAGCACUCCAGCAAUGUUUGAAAAAGCAUUUGUGCCUUAUAUCUGCAGUGAUGACUGUCAAGGAUCUUUGGAUCUACUAGACAAAUGUAUGAAGCAUCACUUUAGCUUUGUUUAUAAGUUACUGCCUUUAGAAGACAUUGAAAUUAUACACGAUUUUGAACUGACAGGAACACGGCGUCCAAAAAUUCUUGUUCAGCCAGCUGCUCAUGUUUCUGGGGCAGCUUAUUACUAUACAUCUAGAUGCUUAGAUCCAAAUCCUUUUAAACAAAAAAUCUUUGGUGUUUGUAUACAUCCAGAUUAUGGUGGCUGGUUUGCACUUCGUGGGGUUUUCAUUUUUAAAUCUGUCUUGUGUCCAGACUUGUCAAGAGUGGAACCAUUUGACUGUGUAUCUGACCAGUCUAAAAAGGUUGAGCUGUUAGAUUUGUUUAACAACCAUUGGAGGGAUGCCAGAUACAGGGACAUUAUCCCAGUCAAGCUGAAAUAUUCAGAAGACCAGAAGAAAUAUUUUGACACACUUCCCAAAGACAGGGCUCCACUUGUGAAUGAACUGAAGGAGAAAUAUAUGCAAAAAAGCGAUCUGAUCUGAUAAAAUUGAUUGGUAUGAAAAUACUUACAUUUAUUGAAUCCAUGUUUUGGUGCUGAUAAUUUCAAUUCUGGCAUUUGUUAAUAAAGAAAAUGUGUUAUUCCAGUAAAGUCA
Messenger RNA from Biomphalaria glabrata, 1046 nucleotides. RefSeq names its product cyanocobalamin reductase / alkylcobalamin dealkylase-like. Bases 204 to 935 code for a protein of 243 amino acids. The record is from RefSeq and is a predicted model, not a curated record. Gene Ontology annotation, biological process: cobalamin metabolic process. Lineage: Eukaryota; Metazoa; Mollusca; Gastropoda; Planorbidae. The transcript has 4 exons. Gene Ontology annotation, cellular component: cytoplasm. Gene Ontology annotation, molecular function: cyanocobalamin reductase (cyanide-eliminating) (NADP+) activity; FAD binding; demethylase activity.